GUUUGAUUUCCGCUAAGUUAAUUCUUUUACAUUUUUGACAGGCACAUUGGAAGCAUAGUAUUUUCGGUGUGCGAUAAUAUUUGCUAUUUUUUUUAGUAAACGCUCCGCUAAAAAUAUAAUCAGAAAUGGUCGUUAAGAAGCCCAAGCCGAAGAAGAAGCCAGUUACCAAGAAAGUUGCUCCGGCCCCAUUAGCAGUUAAAAAGCCAGUGGUUAAAAAGGUCGUUAAUCAAUUAUUUGAGAAACGUCCUAAAAACUUUGGAAUUGGUCAAAACAUUCAGCCAAAACGUGACCUCUCUCGUUUUGUUAAGUGGCCUAAAUAUAUUCGUGUCCAGCGUCAAAAGGCUGUAUUGCAGAAGCGCUUGAAAGUUCCGCCUCCCAUACAUCAAUUCAGUCAGACCCUUGAUAAAACAACUGCCGUAAAGCUGUUCAAGUUGCUGGAAAAAUACCGACCAGAAUCAGCAAUUGCUAAAAAACAGAGGCUAAAGAAAAUUGCUGAAGCCAAGGCAAAGGGCAAAGAUGUUCAACCGAAAAAGAAACCCAAUUUUAUUCGUUCGGGCACAAACACUGUCACUAAAAUGGUUGAACAGAAGAAGGCUCAACUUGUAGUUAUUGCCCAUGAUGUUGAUCCUUUAGAGUUGGUUUUGUUUUUGCCAGCGUUAUGCCGGAAGAUGGGCGUGCCCUACUGCAUAAUCAAAGGAAAGGCGCGUCUGGGCCUACUAGUGCGUCGUAAAACGUGCACUGCUCUGGCCCUUACGAAUGUCGAAGCCAAUGACAAGGCUAAUUUGGCUAAAUUAGUGGAAGCCAUAAAGACAAACUUUAAUGAACGACAUGACGAAAUUCGACGACAUUGGGGCGGUGGUAUACUUGGUUCAAAAAGUUUGGCUCGUAUUGCCAAACUAGAGCGCGCCAAAGCUCGGGAGUUGGCUCAAAAGCAAGGUUAAGCUUGUUGAUCGUCGGCCAAGCGCAAUAUAUGGCGUCAUCGUGUUAACAGAUGAAUAAGCGCAGUAAUCGAUGUUAUAUGUCGGUCUUGAUUAUAAAUAAAUUAUAAAGCAACAAAAAAGCUACAAAACUAA
Glossina fuscipes is the source of this 1073-nucleotide messenger RNA. RefSeq names its product 60S ribosomal protein L7a (gene RpL7A). Gene Ontology annotation, cellular component: ribonucleoprotein complex. The record is from RefSeq and is a predicted model, not a curated record. The coding region runs from base 126 to 941 and encodes 271 amino acids. The transcript has 4 exons. Lineage: Eukaryota; Metazoa; Arthropoda; Insecta; Diptera; Glossinidae. Gene Ontology annotation, biological process: ribosome biogenesis.